GAUCUAGGAGCCGCGGGCGCCACCAGAGGAGUGCGAGCGGCACAGCAGAGCGCGGCGAAGCGCAGCUCCUGAGGCUUCCAGGAGCCAGGAUCUCCGGUGACCGGAGCCGUAGGACAAAAUGGCGCUCGCAUGGGCUUCCGAGGCCAGGCCCAGUCGUGCGCUCUGAGGCAGGCCGGGACAAAGGCGGCGUGCGGGGAGGCGGCGUGGCCGCCGCGUGUGGCUGGUGUUGUCACUUCCCUUCGUGCUGCAGCUGUGCGAGUCCUGAAGAUACAUUCAGCGUGGUUUUGGUUAUGAACAGGAUUCGGAUUCACGUCUUGCCAACCAAUCGGGGGAGGAUCACUCCAGUGCCCAGGUCUCAGGAACCUCUGUCUUGUGCAUUCACUCAUCGUCCAUGCUCUCAGCCUCGUCUGGAGGGGCAGGAGUUUUGCAUUAAGCAUAUCCUUGAAGACAAGAAUGCACCCUUCAAGCAGUGUAGUUAUAUAUCGACGAAGAAUGGAAAAAGAUGUCCCAAUGCUGCCCCAAAGCCAGAGAAGAAAGAUGGGGUGUCCUUCUGUGCUGAACAUGUCCGUAGGAAUGCCCUGGCACUUCAUGCUCAAAUGAAGAAGACCAACCCAGGGCCUAUGGGUGAAACACUCCUGUGCCAGUUGAGCUCAUAUGCUAAGACAGAGGUGGGGUCUCAGACUCCAGAAAGUAGUCGCAGUGAAGCCAGCCGAAUACUAGAUGAAGACAGCUGGAGUGAUGGGGAGCAGGAACCCAUUACUGUGGAUCAGACAUGGAGAGGUGACCCUGACAGUGAAGCUGAUAGCAUAGACAGUGAUCAAGAAGAUCCCCUAAAACAUGCUGGUGUCUACACGGCAGAAGAAGUGGCCCUGAUUAUGCGUGAAAAGCUAAUUCGUUUGCAGUCUUUGUAUAUUGAUCAGUUUAAACGACUUCAGCAUCUGCUCAAGGAGAAGAAGCGCCGGUACUUACAUAAUCGCAAGGUGGAACAUGAAGCUCUAGGCAAUAGUCUCCUGACUGGCCCAGAGGGACUUUUGGCCAAAGAACGAGAGAACUUAAAGCGAUUAAAAUGUCUGCGUCGAUACCGCCAGCGCUAUGGAGUGGAAGCCUUACUGCAUAGGCAGUUGAAGGAACGGAGAAUGCUGGCCACAGAUGGUGCCGCCCAACAGGCCCAUACCACUCGUUCCAGUCAGAGGUGCUUGGCCUUUGUGGAUGAUGUUCGUUGUUCCAAUCAGUCUCUUCCAAUGACCAGACACUGCCUUACCCAUAUUUGUCAGGAUACGAAUCAGGUUCUCUUCAAGUGCUGCCAGGGAUCUGAAGAGGUACCCUGCAACAAACCUGUUCCUGUAAGCCUCUCUGAGGAUCCCUGCUGCCCACUGCAUUUCCAGUUGCCUCCUCAGAUGUAUAAGCCCGAGCAGGUACUGUCUGUGCCAGACGAUCUGGAAGCCGGCCCCAUGGAUCUGUACUUGAGUGCUGCUGAGCUUCAGCCCACUGAGAGUUUACCUCUGGAGUUCAGUGAUGACUUGGAUGUUGUGGGUGAUGGUAUGCAGUGUCCUCCUUCACCUUUGCUUUUUGAUCCUUCACUAACCCUUGAAGAUCAUUUAGUCAAAGAAAUUGCUGAAGACCCAGUGGAUAUUUUGGGCCAGAUGCAGAUGGCUGGAGAUGGGUGCAGAUCCCAGGGAUCUCGAAAUUCUGAGAAAGCCUCUGCGCCGUUGUCUCAGAGUGGAUUGGCUACUGCAAAUGGGAAGCUAGAACCCACUUCUAUUAGUUGAUAGUUUGUUUGAGGAACCAUUUUACUUUGGUGGAUUUAAAUUUCUCUUUCUUCAAAGAAGUAUUUCUGAUCAUCUCUCACAAAACAUAGGCAACCCAGACUACCUUGUUUUUCUUCUGGAUUGAGUAUUAUAGUCAAACGUAAAGCCAAAUUUUGAGGACAUGGACCAUGGGUUUCUUCCCACUCAGGGCAAGGAAGAGAAACAGAGAUAAUCCCUAUCAAAGCUUUUGGGAUUAUUUGGGACCAUACCUAAAAGGAAAGUGACAUCUUUGUAAUGGGAUUUCCCAAGUCAUGGAUAGAAAUCCACUUAAGUAACUAGGUGGGAGCCGUCUUUGUGAGUGGUGUCUUUGAGAUACUGUUGGCCCUAAUAUCUGGUUAUCUCUAUCUAAAGACCUGCAGUUUAGCUUUUCUUCACCUCUACUUAAUUGGGCAAUCUUUAACCCCUUUCCCUGGUGAACUCUGGCUUUUAUCCUCUGAGAAAACAGCCCAAGGACUGGGUCCUCCUUAUCCAUCUUGCUUUUAAACCUAUGUAAAUUUCUGUGGUUGCUAUCUUAUGUAAAAUAUAGUAAAAAUUUAUUGUAUAUAGUUUCUAUUAAGUGUUAAAGAAAAUGUUAUGAAAAUAUCAGACAGUCACCUGAAUUGAAUGCA
Symphalangus syndactylus (siamang) is the source of this 2416-nucleotide messenger RNA. RefSeq names its product KAT8 regulatory NSL complex subunit 2 (gene KANSL2). Gene Ontology annotation, cellular component: NSL complex. The record is from RefSeq and is a predicted model, not a curated record. Lineage: Eukaryota; Metazoa; Chordata; Mammalia; Primates; Hylobatidae.